This is a messenger RNA of Podarcis muralis (Common wall lizard), 1423 nucleotides long. NCBI's taxonomy places the organism in Eukaryota, Metazoa, Chordata, Lepidosauria, Squamata, Lacertidae. The record is from RefSeq and is a predicted model, not a curated record.
GUCCGGGGCGGCGGGGCUCCUCCUCCACAUGGUCCUCUCCGCGCGUCUUCUCCAGGCUUUCCUAAUACAGCUUCUCUUCUCUGUCGCGGGCAAGAAAGUGGAACGUGGGGAAGCAUUUUGCUCCGUUCACUUGUACAGAAUGAGGGGGAUCUGACUGCAGUCAGGAAAAUGGGACCUACUCAGUUGCUGCCCCCACUGCUGUGAUUAUGUUUUCCUAAGCAAGAAUCAGGAUGAUGAUCAUGUUGAUCUUUGAAAGAUGUGCUGUAAAACAAACCAUAGGUUUUUGCUCCUUUAUGCGAGCCAGAAGGGUCAGGCAAAAGCUAUAGCUGAGGAAAUAUACCAUCAGGCCAAGGACAGUGGGCUUGAAGCAGAUCUUCACUGCAUCAGUGAGUCAGACAAGUAUAACUUGAAUAGUGAAAAAGACCCCGUGGUUAUUGUUACUUCUACUACGGGUACAGGAGAGCCACCGGACACAGCAGUCAAGUUUGUUAAGGAAAUUAACGAUAAAUCUCUGCCGUCGGACCACCUUUCCCAUUUACGAUACGGAUUGCUAGGCCUGGGAGACUCAGAAUACACAUUUUUCUGCAAUGGUGGGAAGAUAAUAGACAAACGAUUUCAGGAACUUGGAGCACAACGCUUUUAUGAGGUUGGACUCGCUGAUGAUGCUGUCGGUUUGGAACUGGUGGUUGACCCUUGGAUUGCUGGACUUUGGCCUGCCCUCCACCAAGAAUUUGCAUCCAGAAAGAAAGAAAGAAACCACACUGAAGAACCUCCAUCUCUUUGUGCUGAUGCAGUUUGUAACUCGUGCAUAAACUCCAGAGUAGAGCGUUUGAAGCUAGAAGUUUUGGGUGUGAACAAUGAUCUCCUAGCAAAAGCAGUUACUAAGUCAGAACUUCCCCUUCAAGGCUCUCAGCCUUCACUUUUCCACUCGGUUCCUCCACUUUCACAGUUGGCUCUUAAUGUUCCUGCUUUGCCACCAGAAUACCUAGAAGUGCACUUUCAAGAAAGCUCUGAGCAGGAUCCCAGCCUGUGUUGCGUUUCAGAGAGCUCCAUUUUCCAGGUUCCUGUCAUCAAGGCUGUACAACUUACUAGGGAUGAUGCAAUUAAAAGGACUUUGCUGCUAGAACUUGAUAUUUCUAAAACCACAUUUAGCUACCAGCCUGGAGAUGCCUUUAAUGUCAUUUGCCCUAAUUAUACCAGUGAGGUGGAAGAGCUUCUUCAUAUCUUGGGACUGUCAGAGAAGAAAGAUUACUUUGUUUGCUUGAAGGUUAAGGCAGGCACUAAAAAAAGAGGAGCAGCUGUGCCACUGUAUAUACCUGAAAAGAGUACUGUGAAAUUUAUUCUGACCUGGUGUCUGGAAAUAAGAGCAGUUCUCAAAAAGAUAACAAAACAAAAAUUGGGACCAUAAAAAUAUGCUGCAUGU